AUGUCCGCAAAGCGGGGAAGGAAGCGCGACGACAACCUCCCGCCGAACCGCGCCCGCGACGCCCAGCGCGCCUUCCGGGCGCGCCGCGCGAUGCACCUCCAGGAGCUCGAGGCGCGCAUGAUUGAGCUCGAGGAGGAGAACGCGGCCCUCCGCCGUGCGCUCAACCUGCCCCCCGCAAACCGCCCGCCGCUGGGGUCGGGCCCGACGGGGAAGAACCCCCCGAAGCCGCGGCCCUCGAGCGCACCGGCGGCGGUGCAGGUGCAGCAGGUCGUGGUCCCGCAGGAGCAGCGCCCGCCGUCGCCGCCGCCCCCGAGUCUGGCGGCGCUGCUUCAGGGGGUGCCACCGCCGCCACAGCAGGUCCAGGAGCAGCAGCAAGCAGAGCAGCAGCCCGAGCCGUACCCUCCCCCGCCCCCGCCGCGCGCGAUGGACCCCGCGCCGUGGGCGAUGAACGGCACCGCGCCAGGCGCAUACCCCGGCAGCUACCCUCCGCCCCUCGGCCCCCCGCCGCACUCGGCCCCAUACGGAGGCCCGCCCAAGUACCCCCCUGCGUUCCGCGCGUAG
Messenger RNA from Schizophyllum commune H4-8, 561 nucleotides. RefSeq lists its product as uncharacterized. Gene Ontology annotation, biological process: regulation of DNA-templated transcription. Gene Ontology annotation, molecular function: DNA-binding transcription factor activity. The coding region runs from base 1 to 561 and encodes 186 amino acids. NCBI's taxonomy places the organism in Eukaryota, Fungi, Basidiomycota, Agaricomycetes, Agaricales, Schizophyllaceae. The record is from RefSeq and is a predicted model, not a curated record. The transcript has a single exon.